UCCGGCGCUCGGUUCCAGCGGCUAUAAAGCAUCCUGAUCCCGCCGUCUCCUUUUCGCAUCGCCCAGAUCUCAACAAUUUCCACGCUCACGAUCUGUCACAAUGGUCAAAGUUCUGGCUGUUCUGUACGACGGCGGCAAGCACGCCCAGGAGGUGCCCGGCCUCCUCGGAACCACCGAAAAUGAGCUCGGUCUCCGUAAGUGGCUCGAGGACCAGGGCCACACCCUGGUGACCACCUCGGACAAGGAUGGCGAGAACUCGACCUUUGACCGGGAGCUGGUCGACGCCGAGGUCAUCAUCACCACCCCCUUCCACCCCGGCUACCUGACCGCCGAGCGCCUGGCCAGGGCCAAGAAGCUCAAGUUGUGCAUCACGGCCGGCGUCGGCUCCGACCACGUCGACCUCGACGCGGCCAACAAGACCAACGGCGGCAUCACGGUCGCCGAAGUCACCGGCUCCAACGUGGUCUCGGUCGCCGAGCACGUCGUCAUGACCAUCCUGGUGCUGGUGCGCAACUUCGUGCCCGCGCACGAGAUGAUCGAGGCCGGCCGGUGGGACGUGGCCGAGGCGGCCAAGAACGAGUUCGACCUCGAGGGCAAGGUGGUCGGCACCGUGGCCGCCGGUCGCAUCGGCGAGCGCGUGCUGCGCCGCCUCAAGCCUUUCGACUGCAAGGAGCUGCUCUACUAUGACUACCAGCCGAUGUCGCCCGAGAAGGAAAAGGAGAUCGGCUGCCGCCGCGUCGAGAGCCUCGAGGAGAUGGUCGCCCAGUGCGACGUCGUCACCAUCAACUGCCCGCUGCACGAGAAGACGCGCGGCCUGUUCAACAAGGACCUGAUCGCCAAGAUGAAGCCCGGCUCGUGGCUCGUCAACACGGCCCGCGGCGCCAUCGUCGUCAAGGAGGACGUCGCCGAGGCCCUCCGCACCGGCCACCUGCGCGGCUACGGCGGCGACGUCUGGUUCCCCCAGCCCGCCCCGGCCGACCACCCCCUGCGCACCGCCAAGAACCCCUUCGGCGGCGGCAACGCCAUGGUGCCCCACAUGUCGGGCACCUCGCUCGACGCCCAGAAGCGCUACGCCGCCGGUACCAAGGCCAUCCUGGAGAGCUACCUGUCGGGCCGCUUCGACUACCGCCCGGAGGACCUGAUUGUGCACAACGGCGAUUACGCCACCAAGGCGUACGGCCAGAGGCAGACGCGGUCGUAGGCUGAUGAAUUUGCGUAGGCUGGUGAAUUUGGUGGGUGGGAAGGUUUCUAUUUUUCCUGCGCUUCCGUUCGGAAUUAGGAACGAAGGGCCGAGGAGGAUCAAAUUGUGUAUAAUCACCGCCGGCAUGUGCCCGCUGAGAAUGCGCAGCGUGUGCUGGAUGCGUAUUUUGGUUAGUUAUGAGUUAUGAAGGAAUAGGAACUAGUUACCAAGUCCAAACGCCCUUAUGUCCGGAGCAGCAGGCUGGGUGGUAUUUGCCCGGUUGUAAGGCGGCUUGUGUCUGCGAGAUUCAGACAACCAACCAGUGAGGUUGCGAAUAUAUAAUUAUGUCUCGACGCUGUAUCG
Messenger RNA from Thermothielavioides terrestris NRRL 8126, 1543 nucleotides. RefSeq lists its product as uncharacterized. Lineage: Eukaryota; Fungi; Ascomycota; Sordariomycetes; Sordariales; Chaetomiaceae. Gene Ontology annotation, molecular function: NAD binding; formate dehydrogenase (NAD+) activity; oxidoreductase activity, acting on the CH-OH group of donors, NAD or NADP as acceptor. The coding region runs from base 101 to 1201 and encodes 366 amino acids. The transcript is spliced from 4 exons. Gene Ontology annotation, cellular component: cytosol. The record is from RefSeq and is a predicted model, not a curated record.